Molecule: messenger RNA, 1305 nt
Organism: Bradysia coprophila
Lineage: Eukaryota; Metazoa; Arthropoda; Insecta; Diptera; Sciaridae
Source: RefSeq, a predicted model, not a curated record
UUUUAAGACUUGUUGCUAUAGCACUGAAUAAAAGUCAUAAUAAUGACUGGAGUUUUUCAAAUCAUUUCAAAAUAUUAGAAAAAUUAAACUGUGCGGGUAGGAAGACAUUAGUCGGAGAAAAAACACCUUUUACCUUGUGCUGUGUUUGUAUAAAAUAAAUAAAAGAAGAAGUGGACUCGAAAGACUUGAAACUAGCAAACAUAAGUUGAGUGCAUUUUGAUAUUGCUAUACAAUAACAACCAAACCAACACUUCCAACAUGUGCAACGCCAUUCGUUCUUCGAAUGCACGUCUGUUGACAUCAUUUAAGUCGCCUCCAAACGUUGUUAUUGCCGGUGGCACUGGAGGAAUUGGUCGAGCCAUUGCCAUAUCGAUUGCACAACAUUGUCCAUCUGCCAGCAUAACGAUUAUUGGUCGAAAUGAAGCAGCCGCCAAUGAAUUUCUUCCGAAAUUUAGUUCCAAAUCCCGAUUUCUGCGAGCUGAUGUAUCAUUAUUGUCUGAGAUUCGUACAGUCACAAAGCAAAUUCCAGCUGUAGACAUUCUUAUUAUGACUCAAGGAAUUUUAACGAUGGCUGGAUUUACGCCAACAGCCGAAAACAUAGAUAACAAACUUGCCUUACAUUACUACGGUAGAAUGUUGUUCGUACACGAACUACUUCCCCUCCUUCGAUCGUCAGAGAACGGCGGAAAAGUUCUUUUCGUAUUAGAUGGGGUGAACGGAAAUCCGUCCAAAAUCAAUUGGGAUGACAUGGCACUGGAAAACUCGUACAGUUUAUCAGGUGCGGCUAAUCAUGCCAUCACUUUCACUGACAUCAUCAUACAGCACUUAGCGUCACAACCGGAAAAUGCUAGUGUUACAUUCACGCAUGCAUUUCCCGGUGCUGUUCGUACAUCAUUGGGAGAUAAUCUACCGUUUUAUGCUCGAAUUCCGUUAAAAGGUCUGAUGAAAUUAGGAGUUGGAACUAGUGCAGAAACUUGUGCUGAAUAUAUGGUACAUGGUAUGCUAGGUACAGCAAGCGGCUCGCGAUGCAUAGAUAAUAAAGGCGAAACGGUUGAAAAGAAGAAGCCGGUGACGGAGGAUAUGAUGCAAAAAGUUUGGGACCAUACGUCUAAGAUGUUUUCGAAAGGUGGAAACUAAUUUCGAUUUCGCUAAUUUAUUUAACGCAUUUAAUCCAUCAAAUUCUAAUUUAUGUGUAUUUUCACGGGGCCACGGGUAAUUUUAUAAGUUCAAGCCAAAAAGCAUCAAUUGUUAUUUGCGUACGUAAUAAAUGUGAUGAUAUGACUAAUAAAAAAGCAUUGUCGUAAA